This is a messenger RNA of Symbiodinium pilosum, 1701 nucleotides long. Lineage: Eukaryota; Dinophyceae; Suessiales; Symbiodiniaceae. The record is from the annotation of a GenBank genome assembly.
AUGCCGAACUUCACGGUGGAUCAGAUGCGCACCAUCAUGGAUAAGACGGAUAACAUCCGCUCCAUGAGUGUCAUCGCGCACGUGGAUCACGGCAAGUCCACCCUGACUGAUUCCCUGAUCUGCAAGGCGGGCAUCAUCUCAGCCAAAGCUGCAGGCGAUGCUCGAUUCACGGACACCCGAGCAGAUGAGCAGGAGCGAGGUGUGACCAUCAAGAGCACAGGUGUGUCCCUGUACUUCGAGCACGAUGAGGAGGAUGGCAAGGGUUCGAUCCCUCACUUGAUCAACUUGAUUGAUUCUCCUGGGCACGUCGAUUUCUCCUCCGAGGUGACCGCUGCUCUCCGAAUUACCGACGGAGCCAUGGUGGUGGUCGACUGCAUCGAGGGCUGCGCCGUGCAGACUGAGACUGUGCUGCGCCAGGCGCUGCAAGAGCGUGUGAGGCCAUGCCUGUUCGUGAACAAGGUGGACCGCUGCAUCCUGGAGUUGCAGAUGGAAGCUGAGGACAUGUAUUCCAGGUUCCGAAAUGCCAUCGAGAACGUGAACGUGAUCAUCGCGACCUACAACGAUGCGCUGAUGGGCGACGUGCAGGUGACCCCGGAGAAGGGCACGGUGGCUUUCGGCAGCGGCCUGCACGGAUGGGGCUUCACCACGGAGCGUUUCGCCAAGAUCUAUGCGCAGAAGAUGGGCAUGGACAAGGACAAGAUGAUGCAGCGAAUGUGGGGUGACUCCUUCUUCAAUGCCAAGAAGAAGGUCUGGACCAAUGUUCAGCAACCGGAAGGCUGCACUGAGCCUUUGCAGCGUGCCUUCUGCCAGUUCAUCAUGGGUCCCAUCAACCAGCUCAUGCGUGCCAUCAUGAAUGAUGACAAGGAGAAGUACGAGAAGAUGAUGGGCACCCUGGGCAUUGUGCUGAAGGGCGAUGAGAAGUCCCUGACGGGAAAGCCCUUGAUGAAGCGAACCAUGCAGAUCUGGAUCAACGCCGCAGACACCCUGUUGGCAAUGAUUGUGACCAAGCUGCCUUCCCCGCGGGCCGCCCAGAAGUACCGAGUGGAGAACUUGUACGAGGGGCCCAUGGAUGAUGCAGCCGCCAACGGCAUCCGCAGCUGCGACCCAGCAGGCCCUCUGAUGAUGUACGUCUCGAAGAUGGUGCCUACCUCGGACAAGGGCCGCUUCUACGCCUUCGGCCGCGUGUUCUCCGGCACCAUCGCCACGGGCCAGAAGGUGCGAAUUCAGGGCCCAUACUACAAGCCAGGCAGCAAGGAGGACCUGCACGUGAAGAACAUCCAGCGAACCGUGCUGAUGAUGGGCCGCACCACUGAGCAGAUCCAGGAUGUGCCAUGCGGCAACACGGUGGCACUGGUGGGUGUCGACCAGUACAUCUUGAAGUCCGGUACCAUUACCACCCUGGAGGAUUCCCACAACAUCGCCGACAUGAAGUACAGCGUGUCUCCUGUCGUGAAGGUUGCCGUGAAGGCCAAGGAUGGCAAGGACCUGCCCAAGCUGGUCGAAGGUCUGAAGAAGCUGUCCAAGUCUGAUCCUCUGGUCGUUUGCACUACGGAGGAGAGUGGAGAGCACGUGAUCGCAGGCUGCGGCGAGCUGCAUGUUGAGAUUUGCCUGAAGGACUUGAAGGACGAGUAUGCCCAGUGCGACUUCAUCGUGUCCGACCCCGUGGUGUCUUACCGUGAGACUGUGAGCGAGACUUCCAGC